AUGUUACAGGUUUUAUUUCGACCCAAAGACCAAGGAGAGUUUUCGGCUGUGGUUGAAAUUUUUACUCUGAGUUUGACAAGACAGCAGGACAACAGAACUUACACAUUGCUGCUGUCAGCCUAUGGAGAGUUUCCAUGCCUCCAGGUAAAAAAAAAAAGGUUUUGUUUAAAGUAAACAUUUUGUUUCUGUUAACCACCAUGAGUUAUCCAUAUUUACUGUCAUUAUGUUGGUUUCUGUUAUCCACUAUGAGGAAUCCAUAACUCAAAUUUAUCUCUACAUGGCCAGGAUGUUUUUUCCCUCCAACUCACCUUGUGGUAUAUGACUACAAGCUUACCCAAUCUCCAUGUCCCUCUCUUUCCCUUUCUCUCUAUCUCUCUGCAGACUGUAACUUUGAUGUUAAAUCUUAUUAUUCCUCUGACACCUGGCAUUGAUGCUAUGAAGUCUUAUCAAAUUGAAUGAUGCCUAUCAUUACAGAUAUCACCUUCUGAUGAUGAGUUAAACUUUGGAGAGUUACUAUGGGGUCACACAGCCUGUCGAAGUAUUAAAAUAAAGAAUACAGGUCGUGCCACGGUUCCACUGAGAUUUUCAAUAUUUAGGGUACGCCAAGUUUCUUCUUUUUAAAAAAAAAAUCCUUUUCAUUGUUACGUUUAAAAGAAUUUCCAGCAUAAAGAAGAAAUUAGUCAAUAAAUCAUAUCUGUUUUGUUUCUUUCCCUUAGAAAGAUGCAGGGUCUGUACUCUGCAAUUUUUCCUUCCAUGAGACAGACGGCCCAGCCAACUUAUCAAUGAUCUCCCACACUACAAGGCCUGCAGCUGUCGGAACUGUCCUGUCCAUGUCACUGCCGGGGGUCAAGGAAGGG
Messenger RNA from Lymnaea stagnalis (great pond snail), 857 nucleotides. NCBI's taxonomy places the organism in Eukaryota, Metazoa, Mollusca, Gastropoda, Lymnaeidae. The record is from the annotation of a GenBank genome assembly.